AUACUGUUUAUUAGUUCAUAAAUAUCGAGUUGCAGUCUCCCUAUUCCGUUUCCGCAUCCGUCAUCUUUCUUUCCGGUUUUGUGCCCUCUCGUAGCCAUCAUGAAGGUCGAGUUGUGCAGUUUCAGCGGGUAUAAAAUAUACCCCGGCCAUGGCCGCCGAUACGCCAGGAUAGACGGAAAGGUGUUCCAGUUUCUGAAUGGCAAGUGCGAGUCUGCCUUCCUGGCCAAGAGGAACCCAAGACAGAUCAACUGGACUGUGCUGUACAGACGCAAGCACAAGAAGGGACAGUCUGAAGAGGUGGCAAAGAAGCGUACCCGCCGCGCAGUGAAAUUCCAGAGGGCCAUAACUGGUGCCUCCCUGGCUGAGAUCAUGGCCAAGAGGAACCAGAAACCUGAGGUCCGCAAGGCCCAGAGGGAGCAGGCCAUCAGAGCUGCCAAGGAGGCCAAGAAGGCCAAACAGGCAGCCAAGAAGCCCGCUGCUCCAAGUGCAAAGUCGUCUACAAAGGCAGCACCGAGACCCAAGAUCGCUAAGACCAUGAAGGUCAGCGCACCCCGCGUCGGUGGAAAACGCUAAACCUGACCUAUUGUUUAGGGUUGUGAAUAAAAGACUUUUGAUUAACCAUCA
Perca flavescens (yellow perch) is the source of this 624-nucleotide messenger RNA. It is a transcript of the gene rpl24, whose product is annotated as ribosomal protein L24. Gene Ontology annotation, cellular component: cytosolic large ribosomal subunit. Gene Ontology annotation, molecular function: structural constituent of ribosome; mRNA binding. Bases 100 to 573 code for a protein of 157 amino acids. The transcript is spliced from 6 exons. The record is from RefSeq and is a predicted model, not a curated record. Gene Ontology annotation, biological process: cytoplasmic translation. NCBI's taxonomy places the organism in Eukaryota, Metazoa, Chordata, Actinopteri, Perciformes, Percidae.